Messenger RNA from Cooperia oncophora, 609 nucleotides. Lineage: Eukaryota; Metazoa; Nematoda; Chromadorea; Rhabditida; Trichostrongylidae. The record is from the annotation of a GenBank genome assembly.
AUGUUUCGUCGCCGUGACUACCUCUUUAAACUUCUUCUCAUUGGUGACUCUGGAGUUGGAAAAUCUUGUCUUCUACUUCGAUUCGCCGACGACACAUACACCGAGUCCUACAUUUCCACCAUUGGAGUAGAUUUCAAGAUCCGCACUAUCGAGUUGGACGGUAAAACUAUCAAGCUUCAAAUCUGGGAUACGGCUGGUCAGGAACGUUUCCGCACCAUUACGUCGAGUUAUUAUAGAGGUGCUCAUGGAAUCAUUGUGGUGUACGACAUCACUGAUCAAGAGUCCUUCAAUAACGUGAAGCAAUGGCUGCAGGAAAUUGACCGAUACGCUUGUGAGAACGUCAACAAGCUUCUUGUUGGGAACAAAUGUGACCUCACCGCUAAGAGGGCUGUUGAAACCCAGGCUGCUAAGGAAUAUGCCGACCAGCUCGGAAUACCUUUCUUGGAGACAUCGGCUAAGUCUUCGACCAAUGUUGAACAGGCGUUCUUGACCAUGGCGUCUGAGAUCAAGUCACGCAUGGGUCCCGUGCAAGGAGCGGGAGGCGCUCCCGCUGUACGCAUCACAGGGUCACAACCUGUGCAGGACAAGAAGAGUGGUGGAUGCUGCUGA